AUGCAGAUAUCACCAAUUGCCGACCAGGGAUCACCCACACUUAGUUCUACAAUAACAGCGCUGGCCACAACAGAGCAAGUCAACUCGCCAUCCACUGAGAUAACAAGCGCAAGGAACGACUUCCAAAGACAAGAGGACCACGGGAAAGGUGCCGCGAGGGAACAGUGUUCCCAGAGCAUCGGUAACAGCGGGACAGACCUGGACGUCGGACCAACAGACACAAGCAGACAUGUCGCUUCCCAAGAAGCAAAUCAUAAGAUCCGUCCAAGCCGUGAGGAUGAUGGACAAAUAGCGCACCGUGCAGCACAUCCUCAGGAAGGCAAUGAUCCAGUCCUUGCCUCAGGGAUCCAUUCCAUAGUUACAGAGCAGGAUUAUGGCUCCAUCAUACCGCCGCCAACCGUGGAUGUGUCAAACUCAGAGGUCCAUCAGCUCUUGCGCGACGCUCGUGCAAGUUACCCACCACCAGGUCAACAGAGGAGCUUGCGGCAGAUCUUUCAUCCCAUCCCCAUACCUCUCGCUUCUCUGCUCUUCCUAAGCUUCUUCGUGCCAGUUGGGGCAGCACCUCUUGCAGACAGCCAUGGACAUAGCCGCAGCACAACUGUACUCUUGCCGGCCGUUGCAAUCGAGACUUUUGUUCUUAUAUCUAGUGCGGUUUCGUUCUUAUGCCUCGUCAAAAGGUUUAUCCAGGGUUGCGACGGGCUAGGCUCGUCGACGGUUCCUUUGUGGAUUGUGUUGAUCUCCGUCAUGCCAAUGUCCUUGUCGGUGUUCGCAGAUGUAGGUCUGGGAUUGAGUGGCCUGGUUUAUGCGAUGAUCUUGGUGACGCUAGUACUUAUCCUAUCAGCCAUUCUUCUCUACAAGACGAUAUUGGGAGUCUUAACACUAGCACGAGUCCGCCAGGGGGAUGCGCAUCUCCCUCUUCCCGUAGAAGUCGCUUCUGUGGAGGACGAUCGGUGGAGCCGUCAGAUUGCGAUCUUGGGAGGAUGUCCCCACUGUCGCGGGGAGGGCUGUUCAAAGUGCGGAAACGGAGGCUCGUCUGGUGGGGAUCCGCGGAGCACUUCUCAAGCAUGAGUGUUCAAUUUCUUUUUGGUUGUGUGAUGAUUAAGGGAUACCAAACUGGGGCUGCUUUGCGACCAGGCAUGAAGGUUUCGCUCUUUCACAGCGAGGCAGAAAAAAUUUAGGGUAUUGCCUCACCAAGGCUGUCGUAAAACAUAGCCUGUGGUUAAGCG
This is a messenger RNA of Mollisia scopiformis, 1226 nucleotides long. RefSeq lists its product as uncharacterized. Bases 1 to 1068 code for a protein of 355 amino acids. NCBI's taxonomy places the organism in Eukaryota, Fungi, Ascomycota, Leotiomycetes, Helotiales, Mollisiaceae. The transcript has 3 exons. The record is from RefSeq and is a predicted model, not a curated record.